Messenger RNA from Onychostoma macrolepis, 787 nucleotides. It is a transcript of the gene stmp1, whose product is annotated as short transmembrane mitochondrial protein 1. The transcript is spliced from 3 exons. NCBI's taxonomy places the organism in Eukaryota, Metazoa, Chordata, Actinopteri, Cypriniformes, Cyprinidae. The record is from RefSeq and is a predicted model, not a curated record. The coding region runs from base 124 to 264 and encodes 46 amino acids.
UGUUGAUGCUGAUGACAUAUUAAGCUAGUUGAAGGCUAACUGUGUCAAACGCAGAACCAUACUAGAUUUCGGGACCAGUGUCACUGUUAUUUAGUUUCUUUUCAUCAUUUUAAAGCUUUAAUCAUGAUGCAAUUCAUACUUGGCUUCACUCUGGGGAACGUGGUUGGCAUGUAUCUGGCACAGAAUUACGAGGUACCCAAUAUUUCAAAGAAAAUCGAGGCCUUUAAGAAGGAUGUGGAGGCCAAGAAGAAACCCCCAGAAUAAGGGACACAAGUAACGUGUGGAAAUAUGGCAAAUUGUAAUUAACUGAAGAUGGAGGGAUAUUUAAGAAUAAGAAUAUAAUAUAGGCUAGUAUGUGUUAAAGUAUAAACAGAGCCCUCAAGGUGCACAGUAUAUUCCAAGUGUCAAAUAGUGCCUCAAAAUCAAAAUCGUUUUGAAAGUUGACGUGUUAUGCAUUUUGCAUUGUAUAGAGAUGCAUAUCUCUCUCUCUCUCUUUUUUUUUUCUUUUCUUCCUAAAUCAGGGUAAAUUUGUUUACACCUGAUUUUUUCUUUGCUGUUACAUUUUGGAUAAUUAUUCAUUAAUAUAUUUUAAAAACUCAAUGGGAUAUUUUUUUUUGUCAGAAACAGCUUGCAGUGUGAUGCAGUUCUUGGGUUUCCUGUAUUUGUGGAGAAACAUGUUUGCAGUGCAAAAUAAUGUUUUCGAAACAAAUUACUGCAAUGUUUUAUAAAGGCUUCUUAAUAUUAUGAAAUAAAGUUCUGAGAUUAUACUAAUAAAAUGCUUGUUUUA